This is a messenger RNA of Aspergillus terreus NIH2624, 1038 nucleotides long. RefSeq lists its product as uncharacterized. The transcript has 3 exons. The record is from RefSeq and is a predicted model, not a curated record. The coding region runs from base 1 to 1038 and encodes 345 amino acids. Gene Ontology annotation, biological process: tRNA wobble uridine modification. Gene Ontology annotation, cellular component: elongator holoenzyme complex. NCBI's taxonomy places the organism in Eukaryota, Fungi, Ascomycota, Eurotiomycetes, Eurotiales, Aspergillaceae.
AUGCCCACCCAACCGCCCCUCCCGCCCCUCCUCACACCAUACAUCUCGUCGCUCUCCCCCUCGUCCCUCACCGUGGUCUCCUCCGUGCUAGGCGCAACCGGGAACUGGCUGAUCCUGCGAUAUCUCCAUGCCGCCCUCAGCACAUCGUCCGACCCGCACGUGGGCCAAUUCACCGACGGCGACGCCGCAAAGAAGCGGAAAGUCGUGCUGGGCCUGGAUCUCGCCCGUCUCACAGAUAAGCGCCAGUUCGCCUUCGUCGACGGCCUGUCCGAACUUUUCUCCCCGCCAGCCGCAACGCCCUCGUCUCCCUCCCCCGCCCAACCUACACAUACCGCUACUGUUCCCGCCCGGACCGUCCUCCCCGUCCGAUCUCAGCCCGGGCCCAUCCCAGCACGAGGGCCGCAGCCCGCGCCAGCACGGCCCAGCAAUCCGACCCCAAGCCCGUCCCCGGCCCAGACGACGACAGUGACGAGAGAAAUUGGCCCAGUCAAACGCCUCCACCUCACAGGAACCGGAACGGCAGCGCUAGACGCCCUCGAGCGGGACAUCGUCGUCACCAUCCAGCAGCUGAAGACUGCGACGACGGCUGCGGCCACCGAGACGGACGAGGUCCUUCUGAUCGUGGACCAGCCGGAUCUGCUCCUCGCCGCCACGGGGCCGAGUAAGGGCAUUGGCGCGACGGAGAUGGGAGAGUGGAUGAUGGGAUUACAACAGAAUGCGUAUGCGACGGUGUUAACCCUGUCGGCGGAUUCGCCGCUAAUACACAACGCGUCUGCGUCUGCGUCGCUGCCGCCGACGCCGCUGGAGACGGAGCAUGCGGCGUUUGCGGUUGGGUCGGCGCACCGGGCGCAGAUGGUCAUGCAGCUGCGCAAUCUGGAGACUGGGGCCGCGCGGGAUGUCAGUGGUGUGCUACGGGUCAGUAAAGGAGGCGCAUGGGGCCAGCAUCAUGGGGACGAGGAGGGCCACUGGGAGGAGAAAGAGGUCUUGUACUUUGUGCAGAGGGACGGAGGGGUGAGGGUAUUUGGGAGAGGGGAGUAA